CUCUGCAAACUUCAGCAAUGACCCAAGUCUCUUUUCUUGGGCAACAAAAUUCCCCAGCCAUAUUCCCCUCCAAAAUUUCCACAUCCCUGGGUCCGCUCCAAGGUUUUGGUACAUAUAUAAGAGGGAGCAGUGACCUCCCACGAGGUGUACAUCAACUGGCCACAGCCGUAUCCAGUUCUAUUCUAAGUUUCUAACCAGAUUCCAAAGAUUUCUCACUGCUCUCCAGACGUCCUUCUGCGGUUCCUGCCCUGCUCGGGAGAAGACUCCAUUCUUUCUGCCGUUGCUGCUCCAAAGACCACCAGAGAAGGUUCAGUUUAUGGGAUUGUAUCGCCGUGCAUGGUCUGAAGUUCUUGGCACGGAGAUCUCCAGUCCGAGGUCACAAGAAAUCAGCAUGGUGAACAAAGUCCCUUCCCCUCGGUAUGAACAGGAGAAGAAGAUGACACUAAAAACACAAGGCCAUGAACAUGAUUUCUCCAAGGGCAAACUUAUGCAUUCACUGAGCUUCAAACAAUGGCAAGGAGGAGAGGAAGCCACAAGUCCAGUGCACCAUAAGAGCAAACCCAGUCGGAUAAACGUCGUAGAUGACCGGAGAAAAUCUGAUCUCUUCUUGGCAUCGAGCCCCAAAGUUUCCUCCAGCCCCAAAUGUGAGCUUGAUGCUGCAGCCGUUAAGCUUCAGAAGGUUUACAAGAGCUACAGAACGAGACGGAACCUCGCCGAUUGUGCAGUCGUUGUUGAGGAACUAUGGUGGAAAGCACUAGACUUUGCAUCACUGAAGCACAGCUCAAUAUCCUUCUUCAACGGCGAAAAGCCUGAAACCGCGGCAUCACGGUGGGCGAGGGCAAGGACAAGAGCGGCCAAGGUUGGCAAAGGGUUAUUGAAGAGCGGGAAGGCUCAGAAGCUGGCAUUGCAGCACUGGCUCGAAGCUAUUGAUCCGAGGCAUCGAUAUGGACACAAUUUACACAUUUAUUAUGAUGUCUGGUCCAGGAGUGAGAGUACAGAACCAUUCUUUUACUGGUUAGAUAUUGGGGAGGGCAAAGAAAUAAAUCUCGAGAAGUGCCCCAGGAGUAAACUCCAAAGCCAGUGCAUCAAGUACCUUGGACCACAAGAGAGGCAGCAGUAUGAAGUGGUUGUGGAGAGUGGCAAACUUGCAUUCAAACAAACUGGGGUUCUUGUGCACAGUUCGGAUGAUUCAAAGUGGAUUUUUGUCCUCAGCACCACCAAGGCGUUCUAUGUUGGCCAGAAGAAGAAAGGAUCGUUUCAACACUCUAGUUUCCUGUCUGGUGGAGCAAUAACGUCUGCAGGAAGAUUGGUGGUCAAAGACGGAAUUCUGAAGGCAAUAUGGCCGUACAGUGGUCACUACCUUCCAACGGAAGAGAACUUCAGAGAGUUCAUUCGCUACCUUCAGGAGAACGGCGUCGACCUCACCGAUGUCAAGACAUCUCCGGUAGACAGAGAUGACGAGUACCCCUUGCUGAGCAAACCUGUCACCCAGCCUGAACAAGCCGAGAACAAAAAUGCAGCCGCGGCUACUGAAGAUCAAACUGAGACCGAGCACGACGACGUUCUCGCCGGCGACACGGAUCACGGAAUGACCGACUACGGUGACAUGAGCGAGGGCGAGGAAGACGAAAGCACUUCAGUUAACUCCCGCAUCACUGACACCGAAGAAGAAGAAACGAACAAGAAAUAUUCAGAGCAGAGACCACCCGUGGCUGCAGGCUCCGGCCACAGCAAGAACCACGAGACUUGCCGAUGGUCGACGGGCACGGGCCCCCGGAUCCGGUGCGUGCGCGAUUACCCGCAGGACCUCCAGUCCAGGGCGCUCGAGCACGUCAACCUCUCGCCGAGGCUCGCCGGAUCGCCGUCGAGGAAGAGGGACCCGGUGCCGUCGCCGCGGCCCAGCCCAGAGAUGAUUCUGUCGCCGAGCCUUGCCUCCGUGGGAUUCCAGCCUCGGACGGUGUCCCUCACGCUCCCGGACUUCAAGAGGAGCAGAUUGCAGUGAACAAUUUUGUUGAUUUGUUUGUUUGUUUGUUUUAGAAGGUCAGGGGAAUUCAGCACCACAACUGGUCGAUUUUUUCUGAUAGGCCAGUGAGUUUUAUCCAGCUAGGUUAUGGCUGAUUAUUUGAUUUUUUUAUCCGGUGUGUUGUGCACCCGAUGUAACAUUUUGGCACUUGUGUAGACAUUUUCAUGUAUUCUUUUAUAAAUUUUUACUUGUAUUAUGUUUCCUUUCAUUUCAGGUGUACAAAAUGAGAAAAUGUACACAUAGUUUGUUUGAGAA
Molecule: messenger RNA, 2278 nt
Organism: Brachypodium distachyon (stiff brome)
Lineage: Eukaryota; Viridiplantae; Streptophyta; Magnoliopsida; Poales; Poaceae
Product: IQ domain-containing protein IQM1
Exons: 10
Coding region: 317-2002 (561 amino acids)
Source: RefSeq, a predicted model, not a curated record